Molecule: messenger RNA, 4235 nt
Organism: Prionailurus viverrinus (fishing cat)
Lineage: Eukaryota; Metazoa; Chordata; Mammalia; Carnivora; Felidae
Gene: TM7SF3
Product: transmembrane 7 superfamily member 3
Exons: 14
Coding region: 156-1868 (570 amino acids)
Source: RefSeq, a predicted model, not a curated record
GAAACCUCUCCGCGGGUGGAGGCGUGCGGCUGGCGUUGCACGCAGGCGCUACGGGGCUGGCAGGUGUGCGGCGUGUGCACCUCGAAAGUGAUGGAACUCGGCGCGAGCGCCCCCGGGUAGCGCCGGUGAGGCUGCGGGGCCUGGCCCGGGCAGCCAUGGGUCUCCUUCGCCUGCUGGUUCUGGCGAUGCUGGCGUCCAAACCCGGUGUGACCGGUGGAGCCGAGGCCGUCGGGAACGCCAGCGAGGGUCUUCUUGAAUUUUCUGUAGGGAAGUUUAGAUACUUCGAGCUCAACAGGCCCUUUCCAGAGGAUGCCAUUUUGCGUCAUAUUUCCAGCAAUGUGUCUUUUCUUAUUUUCCAAAUACACUCACAGUAUCAGAAUACAACAAUUUCUUUUUCUAAGACUCUCCUUCCCAAUACCUCAGGGACAGGCACUGACAAAGGACUGGUUUUCAUUCUUAGACCAGAGCAGAGUAUGUGCACUUUGUAUUUGCAGACUUUAGAUGCUGAGCCUGUCCAAAACAUGGCCAUUCCACUCUCCUAUUCAGAAAGAGAUCCUAUCCCUGGAGGCUGUAAUUUGGAGUUUGAUUUAGACAUUGAUCCCAACAUUUACUUGGAGUAUAAUUUCUUUGAGACAACUAUUAAAUUUGCCCCAGCAAACCUUGGCUAUGCAAGAGGCACAAAUCCUCCGCCAUGUGACAUUGGGAUGGAACGGGACUCUAGGUGGAGGUUGCUGUAUGAUGUCUAUCAGUAUUUUCUGCCUGAGAAUGACCUCACCGAAGAGGGGUUGCUGAAGCAUCUGCAGAGGAUGGCCGAGGUGCCUCAGGUGAAGGCCAAUGCUAUCAAGGUGGUUACCCUCACAGCUAAUGAUAAGACAACUGUUUCCUUCUCCUCCCUCCGAGGACAAGGUGUCAUUUAUAACGUUGUUGUUCGGGAUCCAUUUCUAAAUACAUCUGCUGCUUAUGUUCCUGCUCAUACAUAUGCUUGCAGCUUUGUGGCCGUGGAGGGUAAUUGUUCUUCCCUUGGAAGAGUGUCAACCAAAGUGUUCUUCACCCUUUUUGCCCUGCUUGGUCUCUUCAUUUGUUUCUUUGGACACAGAUUCUGGAAAACAGAAUUGUUUUUCAUAGGCUUUAUCUUCAUGGGACUCUUCUUCUACAUACUGAUUACAAGACUGACACUUGUUAAAUAUGAUGUUCGUCUGAUUCUGACAGCCGUCGCUGGAAGCGUUGGUGGGAUUUUCUUGGUAGCUGCUUGGUGGCGAUUUGGAAUCCUCCUGCUCUGCAUGCUGUGUGUUGGAUUAGUGUUGGGCUUCCUCGUCUCCUCAGUGAUGUUCUUCGCUUUCCUGGGGAACCUAAAGAUUUUUCAUGAUGAUGGUGUGUUCUGGGUGACCUUCUCCUGCAUAGCUGUCCUCAUUCCAGUAGUUUUCAUGGGCUGCUUAAGAAUACUGAACAUACUGACUUGUGGACUCAUUGGCUCCUACUCGGUGGUCUUGGCCUUUGACAGUUACUUGUACACAAGCCUUUCUCAUAUCACUCUGAAUGUACUCAAGAGAGCACUCAACAUGGAUUUCCACAGAGCUUUCACAAAUGUGCCUUUUCAAACUAAUGACUUUAUUAUCCUGGCAGUAUGGGGGAUGCUUGCUGUGAGUGGAAUCACGUUACAGAUUCGAAGAGAAAGAGGGCGACCAUUUUUUCCUCCCCACCCAUACAAGUUAUGGAAGCGAGAGAGAGAGCGCAGAGUAACAAACAUCCUGGACCCUAGCUACCACAUCCCUCCAUUGAGAGAGAGGCUUUAUGGCCGAAUAGCCCAGAUCAAAGAGCUCUUCCAGAAGGAACAGCCAGCCGGAGAGAGAACACCCCUGCUUCUGUAGAUGCCAAAGGGGGUUGGUCAUUGUGGUCUCAAAGCACUGCCCAGGCGUUGCCUCAGCUUUGGUGUGUAUGCCCAGCCUGCUGCAGCAGUCUCCGGUGCAACUCUGAUAAGAACAGAGGCGUAUGUAUGUGUGCUUUGCACAGUUUCACGGUGUCCUUAUUGAUGUGUUAUCAAAAGGUACCCUUCUUUUGUUUAAUUGUGGUAAAACACACAUUUACGAUCUCAAUCAUAAAGUAUAUAAGUUCAGUAGGCACUUUGUUUUUGUCCUUUAUUGCUUACAAUGCUAAUUUAAAUACUAAAUUAUGUACGUUAUUUGAAAAUAGGGUGAUUUACAUAGAUCAGAUAUGGAUAUAACGGCCUCGGGUUUUUUCUUUAAAGGCCUUUUAAAAUAGUGUUGACCUCUGAUCUCUAAAAUGUGUUUGAAUUUUUUUUUUUAAGGAAACCAAUUGGCACCUACCUUAAUCUGUAGUCCCUUUAGUAAGGAAACCUUUUAACAUUUGCAUUUUUUAGUUGUUUCUGCUAAAUUGGUUGUUAUUAGGAUUGAUGUAAAAAUAGUGUCAAAAAUUUUCUCUUUUGUGUGAAGACUUUGUACCAUCUGUAUUUUAGUGAUGAGGAGGGAGGGGGUCAAAAAGGAUUAAAGAAUUUAAAGGAGCUACUUUUAAUCAGGUUCUUGGAUUCUGUAAGGAAAGUUCCUUCCAUUUUGACCCUCCCCCCGCCCCGCCCCAAGCAAGCACCUCGAUGCCCUGGGCUGCGUACCCACUCCUCAUGGCAUCUGGUUCUGCCUUGGAUCGGAAGCUGGUGACUCUGACACAAUGAGUAACGGUGAGGGUAGUUGUGGUGGUUGCAUACGCAUUUGUGAGUUAACCACUAUUUAAACGAUGCUGCUUUUAAGAGUUUUUUCACAGCACGACAGAUUUUUGGAGUUUUAGGUAACGAAAAUUUUCAGCUUUUGCAUUUGUUUUGGAAAGGCUGAAACAUAAAACUAAACAUACAGAAAGCGAAAACAUACAAAGCUAAUCAUUUUUGCAUUGCAGAAUUACACACAGGUGUUUACUAUUAUGUAACCCUCACUGUUUAUAUAACUUCAGUAACACUUGAAUUUUUUUUUUAAUUACUGUAGGGAUUGUGGCUUCUGCCAUAUCUUUGUACAUUCUGACAAGUUAUAUGGAAUGUUUGGGAGUUAUUUUCUGUACCAUCAAAAUGUACUGCCACUGAAGACUGUAAAGACAGAGGACACUUUUUUGGAGGAUUGAGACAAAUUACUUAAAAAAUUUUCUUAAUUUGUGAGUCAUAAAAUGCCAGUUUGUAUCAUUUUUUUAAAUAAUAAAUACCUAUUUUGAAGAAAAAUGCUAAAAAGUCUCAUGAUUAACAGAUUUUUUUUUUCUCACCAACUGUAUUUGUACUGUAGCAGUGAAGACAUGACAGAAGUGUCAUAGCUCUCUUCUGCUGGUGGAUUGGUGACAACACAGUGAGAAGGCAGCCUUCUGCAAGAAGAGGAAAAAGGCCUCAGUGGAACCCAACCUUGAACUUGGACUUCCAGCCUCCAGAAUGUGCCUCCUCUCCAGUCCAUGUUGAGAUGCUUCAAAGAUGUGUCGAGAUGCAUCAAGGAAGAAUCCUUCGGAGCUGUUACGAUGUACCAUGUCAAUCUGUAGUAUAGAGUCAUUAUAAUGUUAAUACGGAUAUUAUCCGUAAUUUAAAAACUGAUGAGUGUUAGUUCAUGCGUGUUAGCCAACUGUUUGAAAUGUUUGUUUUUUUAAGAUUUCCAAAAAGGCAUCUGUUCAAAAAUAACGUAAAAAUGAGUAUUUGGAUAAAAAUGAGUUCUUCUCAAACCUUUUACUGAUUUUUAAAUCUGUGCUCAAAAACUUCUAAGUGAGGGAGAAAUUCUGUAUCACGGUGGUUUCAAAAUGGUCUCACGCCAAAAUGCUGUUAUGUGUAACUCUGUUAAUCUAAAUGUGUUAUAAAAUUUUUUUGUGUUUAGGCUUAUCAGAGUGUCAAUACCUAAACACAUCCUGGAAUCUUUUAUUUCUGCACCUUUAUCACACAAGUGUCUCUGCUCACCCACUUCUGCUUGUUGACACUUCCCCCCCUCUAAUAAUUAACUCAAGGCUGGAUUUAGAUGGGAUUUUUCUUCCUUUCUUGACACCUUUCCAGAUUCUCCUCAUGAGAACUAAUCUUACUUCCACUCAUAUUCCCAUAUUAAAUGAUAUCUCUAUUUUAGGAUUCAUCACAUCCUAUCUUAUAUUCAAUAUGUUUCUAUCUAUCUCCCUUUACACUGUAAGCUCCUAUGGCAAAGUAAUGGAACAUAUGUAUUUAUUCAUCUUAUGAUUAAUAACUAAGCCAGUGCAAGUGUUAAUAAAUGUUUAUUUGA